AACUAGAUCUGAAGACACGCCAAGCAAGUUCUUUCAAGCCUAAGCCUCUCAUUCAUCAUCUUUAUCUUCUUAUUCUUCUAAUUAUUAGCUGAGCUCCUGCAAAUUACAGAACCAUCAAACCCAUUCAUGUCUAAUUUCUUUCAAGCUCAUUAUACAUUUAUACUCUUAGUUUGAGGGACUUCAACCGUUAAGCACCUCUUCUCUCUCAAACUCUAUCCUAAUAUAUUACUUUUUUUCUGUUGCGUCCUUUUCGUAUUCAUCUCUUUGUAUUUUUCUAGUGUCUAGUAAUACGUAUGCUUACCCUGACUCUAAAUAAUUAAGCAUUAUUCUUCCCAUCAUUUAUUCUUUCUUUUUUUUUUGUUUGUUUCCUUCUGGUUCUUUUCGUCCUUAUUUAUUUUCUUUUAUUUCCAUCCAACCUGAUAGAAUUAAAAACAAAAGAAGACAUGGUGACAUUAACAUCUACUCGCAACAUCGAAGCCUCAUUUCCUCCAUACUUAAUAACCAACCACGAGAAAUUGGGAAGAAGGAAAGAAGAUGACGAGGAAAUUGGAGUUUUUGGAGCUGAAAAAUACUUCAAUGGAGUAAUCAACGAAGACGCCAGUUCUAGAAUUUCAAGUAUUAGCUCUGUAAGAAGCUAUGAUAUUAACCACCAUCAUAAGAAUAAUGGUGACCAUCGUCAAAUUCAUCAGCGAGUGCCUGAUAUUGAGCAAAUUCAAUCAAAAAUUCAUCCCUCAACUCCUAGCGUUCGUUCCGAAUCGAGCUGGAAUAGUCGAAGCAUGUUACUACAAAAUAGUGAAAAAAAGUUAAACUCUUCAAGGAGUAAAUCUAGUAAGAUGAAUAGAAUGAAGUUUCUUGCUAGUUUAGGGUGUUCUUGCUCUGAUAAAGACUCUGUUGAUACUAAAGAUGCUGGUGAAAUAAGCUUUAAUAAUAACAAUAAUCAUCCCAGUUAUGAAAAUGCCAUUCGAAAACCCAACUUGGUUUCAUCUAUUAGACCAAGUAUGGACCUUGCUGACGCAAUUAAUCAAAUGAACAGAACACCUGCCAAAAUUGAAAAAGCAAGAUCUUGUGAUUUUCCUUGCCAAGAAGGUUCUUCUAGCUUUCGAAGUACAAAAUCUCCAUCUGGAUUACUUACGAAUGCUCCUCCAAUGAUCAAGAGUCCAUUUCUGGGCAGAGCUGAGAUUAAUCUCUCUAAGUCGCCUGAGGUUUUUGGAUCUUCUUCUUCCCUGACAGUCUUGGAGAAAGGCAACAAGACUAUGAGCUUUGAUCGGAGGCUGACGAUGAUGUCUUGGGACCACACUAUGCCUCAACAGGAUGAAAUUGUCUUUCCCACUGGUGGAAUAACACACCACGAUUCUGGUAGCGAUGCCAGCUCAGACCUUUUCGAGAUAGACAGUAUGACGGGUAAGACUAACCCUUUUCGAGCUCGGAGGUUGUCGGACGAUACUGCCUCCAGCUGCAUGACCCCAACACAUGGUUAUGCGCCCAGCGAGGCUAGCAUUCAGUGGAGCGUUGUAACGGCCAGUGCAGCAGACUACUCUGCUAUGUCAGAUUGUGAAGAAACGACAACAGUCAGACCUCAUACGACAUCGAGAAAGGUCUUGUCUGCCAAAGCAAGAAUCUUGGACGCGGAGAUUAUGCAUAGACGACGUUCUAGCACUAGUACUCUUUUAGGAUGCAAGAAUCAUAAAGCUGUAAAUGUCGCUCGAGAUGCUUACAUUGGCAGUCCAAAGAUGAUGAAUUACGAAGCUGGUCGUAUGCCUUUCAAGUCAGAUUCUCCGACAAAGUUUCAAUCUGAGGUUAAUACUAAUUUCACGGACUUCAACUCUAGAGUUGGCCAUCAUUCUUUUUCCACUCGCUCACCCAUCCCUCGUUUACACUCGCCCCGUAAUUCACAUCUUUUACACAUUCAGUAAUAUAUAUAAGUUUAUUUGUAUCGAUCUAGAGAAGUUAUGGUCCUCAAGAUGUUUAUUUCCUCUUGUUAAAGGUUGUUAUACUUAACAUCUUCUGAUGUUGUAUUCUUUUUAUUUUAUAAUUGUAUUACUUAAUUUUGUUUUCUAGAAGAGAUUUCUUACA
Molecule: messenger RNA, 2073 nt
Organism: Cannabis sativa
Lineage: Eukaryota; Viridiplantae; Streptophyta; Magnoliopsida; Rosales; Cannabaceae
Product: protein PHYTOCHROME KINASE SUBSTRATE 1
Exons: 1
Coding region: 444-1913 (489 amino acids)
Biological process (GO): phototropism
Source: RefSeq, a predicted model, not a curated record